UGCAGUCGCAAUAGUGAUCAGUUGCGCAUGGUAUCUGCCGAGAGGUACAUACAUGGCAAAUGUGGUCAUGGAGCAUCUACACUCGCCCAUCACAUUCUUUUUCUUUUUUUUUUGCUCCUCCCGUCUAGGCUGCCAUUCAUCCAGCGCGUCUGGGUGAACUCUGCUGAGAUUCCUGUUGCGCCUUCUCAUCAUGAGGACACGCAAUCGUUUCGAUGCAGAGGGUCGCCAGACUGUUCCUUUCGAUGGGGAUAGUGCAGCUUGCUCAACCGCGAACUCUUGGUUCUGUCACCUCGAGCUGCAGUCGCAAUAGUGAUCAGUUGCGCAUGGUAUCUGCCGAGAGGUACAUACAUGGCAAAUGUGGUCAUGGAGCAUCUACACUCGCCCAUCACAUUCUUUUUCUUUUUUUUUUUUUGUACUAUCUGACAUUUGCUUACAUUCUUCACGACAUUACGCAUCCUUUCAAGAUGCGCACAACACGGCUUCUCCAGGGCUGCCUCGGAUCUGUUGACCCGCGUAUCACCACCAUUCAUGCCUUCUUCCGCGAGAACGAUGCUAGACACUGGGGUGAGGUCGAGAUUUUUUUCGCUUACAGACACGUGACCAAAACUCCUCACCAACACCAUGAGGUGUUCAUGGAAAACCUGAAGAUAAUCGCUCAUCACAAAGACAUCUCGGAACCACUUCAGAAGCGCGCAAGAUUCUUGUGUGAAUCUGUUCGAUAUGACAAGUUCAUGGAGACGUUCGAAAAUCUUUUAUUGAAAACUGAGUCAACGCGUGCCAAAGUAAGCGUGCGAGGAUUGUAUCUCCAUGUUGCGCGGGAUGCAGGCGACAUCCCUGCAUCUUCUUCGAGUUCAGCGGUGCCAGCCCACGCCUCAUCGUCUUCCACGCAUGUCCUUGGUCCAACCACGCAGACCGCCAAUCCAACCACGCAUAUCCCCAAUCCAGCCUUCUCUUUACCCUCUCAUAACCUUGAUGAAGGCACUGAAUCCUCGACGCGCAUCACAGAUCCGGCUUCAUUUUUGGACUCUCAUGUGCUCGGCCAAGACUCUGCACAUUCGACAUGCAUCCCCAGCGCAGCUGGCCAGAAGCAUCCACGCGAUCCCUGGGUCGAACUGGAGGAGGCACCGCCUAAAGCUCCCCGUAACUCGUCAGCUUCGCCCUUAACUUCAACGUCAUCAGGCUCAACAGCCGCGAACUCCACAACGUCAACCGCAGGUGAUUCAGCGGUGGGCAUGAGUGCAGGAAGAGCAGGACCCUCAUGCGCAAGUACCGAAUUGCCGCCAUUCCCAAAUGCUUCAACCGCUCCCCCAGGAAUGCCACCAUCGUUUGCUGCUUCAUCGUCGCGUCUGGGAACCCCUCCCCUUUAUUUUGGAGCUGCUAUCGACUCAACCUCCUCAACCACUGCCGCAACCGAUUUGAUAGCCUCGACAACCAUUACUGGAUCAGCAGCUGGCUUGAACACUUCGGCCGCUGUUCCGGGACUGGCAUCAGAAUCGAAAAUCUCAGUCAGAGGUCUUGGACGCGUUACUGACUCGAGCUCAGUUCCUGGAUCAUUAUCAACCACAGAUGGACUCCCCACUACUCAUUCAAGCCAGAUCAUGACUGGCGCGUCAGACAUACUUCCAGGAUCCCCCGGAACGGUCCUAGCCGCACCGCCAUCAGAUGAUCAAUCAACAAUCAUCAACGCAGAUGAACGAGCGAUUCUCCUGUCACAAAUCGAGAAGAUCACGCAUACUUGUGCACCGCAGGAAGGCAAGGCAUGCUCAACUUGCCUCUUCAAGAAGUACCAGCGGCUCAGUGUGGAUGCCCUUGUGAAAAGCCAGCUGAAGAUCAUGGAAAUUGCAGACGUGGUAUCUUUGAUGGGGAUAUUCGUGCCCUCGAGACCAACCGAAAGGAUGAAAUCCGUUUUUUCAGAUGAAAUUCUUCAAGCUUUCAUCAAAUCGCGCGAGAUCACAAAUGCGGAGUGGGAUUCUGUUGAGUUUAACGAUAGUUUGGCAAUGAAAGCUGUUAAGGUACGUUCAAUAUUGUUUGCUUCACGCUCAUUUUGUUGAUGCUCACUAAUGUUUUUCCCUCUUUUUCUAGCUUUGCUUGCAAGACCGAAAGGACGAUGUGGCGGCGACUCUUGUCCCUAUGAACAAGGACCACAGGCCCAUCCGUAUCAUGCUUGAAACGCUGUUGGAAUAUCUC
Gamsiella multidivaricata is the source of this 2187-nucleotide messenger RNA. RefSeq lists its product as uncharacterized. The transcript is spliced from 4 exons. Bases 213 to 2051 code for a protein of 612 amino acids. NCBI's taxonomy places the organism in Eukaryota, Fungi, Mortierellomycota, Mortierellomycetes, Mortierellales, Mortierellaceae. The record is from RefSeq and is a predicted model, not a curated record.